AUGCUCCCACUGAGCGAUUUCAACGUCGUUUGUUGCGCAUUGGCAACGUUUUCUGCUGCUGUGGGCUAUAGAUUAUCUCGCCAGCGACGGAAUUCUGAGAUCCAACGUCGGUUUAACAUUGAGCAACAUAGAAGUUUACAAUCGCGACGGAGUGGGAGCCCUGCCAGCGUGCUUUCUGUAUGUGAUCAUAGUUCGGACAGCACGCUUUCAGAGCAGUCGGUCACCGAUUCUCCCACCCCAUCUGAAAAUACACUCGAAGACACUGAACCUGGAACAUUGAAGAGAAAACACAGAGAUGAGGAUGACGAAAGUCUGGUGGAUGAGCAAUCAAGGCACCCUUCUGAGAAAGGAAAUCCUGCACCUCUAAAAAGGGUGCGCAUUACGCCUCAGCCAGAAGAAAUGGACGGCAAGCUGAAAACUGAAGAGACUGGGCUCAUCACGUCAGCUGAACCACCCCAGUCCGAUGUCUCUUUACAAUCGAAGCCGAUGGAGGAAGUCGAUAGUCAUGCUGCCGUGGUCAAAGUUGUAACUGAGAUAUCAGAACCUCUACGAAACGUUCCUCUCUUUACACCGGCGCUCCCGCCUAUUCAAGCGGUCAAGCCGUCGUGCGCAUUUGCGUCUUUCGCCAAUUCUACGUCCCCAUUCUUAGUUGCACCGGUGGCCGCCGCUUCUGCAAUGCACGCUUCUGUGUGGUGCUCUGGUGGUACCACCGAUUUUGUUGCGCCUGGGUCGUGUUCUUCAGCCCAGAAAGAUCCACGGAACGAUGAGAAGUUGGGGGGAAUUGAGAUACAUGGUGCCAAGAAUAAUGUCGGGGAAAAGCCUGGAGUGAAGCAAGAAGAUCCCCUGGCAGCGCAGUUCUAUGCGAAGAGUUCUCAUACUGGGGAGGAAGACGAGGAAGUCGCAGCGGAGCUGAAAGGCGUGAAGGUUUUCAUAAAACGUGGAGACCGCGAGUUCUCUGAUGCGAUCCUCGGGCACGUCAAGCUCCUUUCGCACAAGCAGACGGGAGAUGAGCGUCUACUUUUCCGCCGAGAGCUGGUGUGGAAAGUAUCCAUGAGUGUUCGGCUAUGCCCCACGGUGCGCUGCUCGUUCGAUGAAGAUCAGGGUGUCCUCCGCGUUUCCCUCAAAGAAACCGAGGAAUGUGAAGGUAUCCCGCCGGAGAAGUGGCAGCAGCGAGUGGUCGUCUACGCUCUGAAGAGAGGCAAGACUUCCAAGAGCGACUUUGCAGAUUUCGCCCACGCCGUCACCUCCAGCUCGCCACUUUUUGCGCCAUCGUCCACUUAG
This is a messenger RNA of Fibroporia radiculosa, 1281 nucleotides long. RefSeq lists its product as uncharacterized. The record is from RefSeq and is a predicted model, not a curated record. Bases 1 to 1281 code for a protein of 426 amino acids. Gene Ontology annotation, biological process: intracellular transport. The transcript is spliced from 10 exons. Lineage: Eukaryota; Fungi; Basidiomycota; Agaricomycetes; Polyporales; Fibroporiaceae.